AUGCCGUACGAAAUCGACGACAAUACACCUAAGUUAUUUCGACCCUUGAGUAUCCGCGGCGUUACACUUCGAAAUAGAAUAUGCGUUUCUCCCAUGUGCCUUUAUUCCUUGGCCUCCUCAGGGCCUUCGACGGGAGUGUUGACACCGCUGUACAUCACCACGAUUGGUCACAACGUUUUCAAAGGGGCCGCACUCGCGAUGAUUGAGGCGACAGGUGUCCAGCCAAACGGCCGUAUCACGCCCCAUUGCCCUGGCCUAUGGAACGAGGCCCAGCAACAAGGUCUGCAACAAAUCACGGACUUCAUCCACUCCCAGGGUGGUCUCUGCGGGGUUCAACUAUCUCAUGCUGGAAGGAAGUCAAGCACUCAGCCUCCGCUGGUUGCACAACAACUCGGAAAAUCAAGUGCACGAGCCUCCAGCGACGACGGCGGCUGGCCAGAUGACGUGCUUGGUCCCUCGGGAGGUGUUGAACAAUCAUGGGACGGCAAAGGCCUCGACCUAUCUGGAGGCUAUCACGUCCCCAAGGCAAUGACAGAGGUCGAAAUCCAACAACUAGUGUCGAACUAUGCGCGUGCAGCCGAGAGAGCCGUGAAAGCCGGGGUUGACGUGCUCGAGAUCCAUGCGGCCCAUGGGUAUCUCAUAAAUCAGUUUCUCAGCCCUGUUACCAAUCGCCGAACGGAUCAGUAUGGAGGGAGCUUUGACAAUCGAGUUCGUCUCCUCCUGGAGGUCAUCUCAGCUGUCAGAGCGGUCAUACCAGAAAGCAUGCCUAUCUUCGUCCGAGUCAGCGCAUCCGACUGGCUGGAGGAUACUGAGAUAGGAAAAAAGCUGGGGAGUUGGACAGUAGAGUCAACUGUCCAAUUGGUCAAGUUGCUUCCAAGCCUGGGAGUGGACCUGAUUGAUAUCAGUUUGGGUGGGAACCACCAUCAAGCCCGAUUCAACGUAUUUGAUGGUGGAGUAAAGCAUAGAGAGAUUGCCCUGACGAUCAAGCAAACACUCCAGGCAGAAGGUAGCGACCUAUUGAUUGGAACGGUCGGCUUGAUUACCAAAGCCCAGCAAGCCCGCGAUCUCGUGCAAGGUAGCCCCAUAAGUGGACCCGGUGUUGAUGUUAUUUCUAUUGGUCGGCAGUUUCUGAGAGAACCUGAUUGGGUCUUGAGAAUUGCUGAUGAGCUUGGGGUUGAUGUCGCUUGGCCAGCUCAACUCCAACGUCUGCGACCUGGUCCCUCUGCUCGCAUAUAG
Molecule: messenger RNA, 1236 nt
Organism: Aspergillus eucalypticola CBS 122712
Lineage: Eukaryota; Fungi; Ascomycota; Eurotiomycetes; Eurotiales; Aspergillaceae
Product: NADH:flavin oxidoreductase/NADH oxidase
Exons: 1
Coding region: 1-1236 (411 amino acids)
Cellular component (GO): intracellular anatomical structure
Molecular function (GO): NADPH dehydrogenase activity; FMN binding; NADP binding
Source: RefSeq, a predicted model, not a curated record